AUGCACCAUCCCAAAACACUUCAAUACACUUCUAAUAUACCGAGCGGGGCCAGAGGAGGGCGAGCGGGGAGAGGCGGGAUGGCGGUGGGGAUGCACAAGGCGGCCCCCUCUAGCGACCCCGUCCCACCCCGCUGUCGCGCCCUACCUCGAACCCUGCCGCGCCCUGCCGCGCGCUUGACUUCGCGCCCUGCCGCCGUGUCUGCCGUAGCGCCUGCCUCGUUCCUACCGUCGUGCGCCCACCGUCGCGCCAUGCCACAGCGCCUGCCGCGCAUGCUGGCCGCGCCUGCCGACCGUGCUCGCCGCCGCGCCUGCCUCAUGCCUGCCGCCGUGCCUGCCGUGCGCCUGCCGACCGCGCCUGCUGUCGCGCCUGCCGUCACGCCUGCAGCUGCUGCCUAA
Molecule: messenger RNA, 396 nt
Organism: Closterium sp. Naga37s-1
Lineage: Eukaryota; Viridiplantae; Streptophyta; Zygnematophyceae; Desmidiales; Closteriaceae
Source: the annotation of a GenBank genome assembly